CACUAGCGUGGUGGUACCAAUUGAUCCACCUCCCUUGGGAGUGAUCAUCAGAUCAGAUGAUGCGAUUUAGUAAGAUCCUUACUAACAUUACAUGCCACCAGAUCUGUCCGUUCUCGGCUGUGGAGGACUAAUCUCAGUACGAGGUUAAUCCCCGGAGAUAUCCUGAUACAAUAACGUCUACGAUGUCGACGUAGAGGUUCCAACGCUGUAUCCCAGUAGAGACGUCGCAGUAUCCGACACCCAAUGUCGACCUUGACAUCUUCAUCACGACGUCACUGACGGCAUCAAGAUGACAACAGCGUCCGUGACGGCUCUAGUCCUGCUAGUUUGUAUGGGCCAUGACGCAAUCGCCAAAGAGAAAAUGUGCCGUCACAAAUUUGGAAUGCGUCCUCCUGACGAGUUUCGGUUGUAUUCGUGCGCAUGGUGCUAUUUCCACGUCUCCCGCUCCCUGAAGCUUACCGCCAACCUCAGGACUCCAUACCUGGAGGCAAGGGUGAAUGGAUCCACGUUCUCCAAGGGUUCUUUGCUCAUACCGGAUGUCAAGAACGCCACCUGUCGGAGCAUGAUAUGCGAGACUUUAACCCCCGAUCUGUGUGACCGCUGGAGUAUGUGCUGCCAUCACGCUGAAGACUGCUGUCGGCGUCAAAUUGAAGCCCCGCUCCAUACCAACACCACGUGCCACCGCACGUGGGAUGGUUACGGAUGCUGGGAUGAUACGGCUCCUGGUACCACCACCUUCCUCAGCUGCCCUAGUUUCCUGGAGUACGCAGUGCCUACACGUAAUGCUAUCAAGCAGUGCAAUGCUGACGGUACUUGGUACAAGAAGAAGCUGCUAGACUGGACCGACUACACGCCGUGCCUCGACAAGGAGAGUCUUAUCAGCUCCAUCUAUCUGAGUCUAGGUUGUAACAUCGCCAGCAUCCUCUUCCUCGUCCCUGCCUUCAGCAUCUUCCUCAUGUACAGGUCUCUACGACGCCAGCACAGAAUACGUCUUCAUAUGAACUUCUUCAUGUCUUUCGUCACCAGUGAUGUCGUGACGAUAUUGUGGGAUAUGCUCGUCACAUACGAUCGCCUCACCAACGAACACAUUCCCCAAACACUCCUCUAUCGGAACGGGAGUGGCUGUAAGGUCCUCUCCUUCUGUCGAAUCUACUUCAAAAGCACGAACUACGUGUGGAUGUUCUGUGAAGGUUUCUAUCUCCACCGGCUGAUCAGCAACGCCUUCACACCGCCCAAGAAUCUCAUGCCUCUUUAUGUCACAGGAUGGGGAGUGCCACUGGUUUAUUCUGUGAUAUACGCUGCCAUCCGCCUUGUACACUAUAACGAAAGUUGUUGGGCCAAGAGUAUGGGACACACUGAAUGGAUCAUAUACGCACCCAAUCUUCUUUGUCUCGUGGUAAAUCUUUUCUUUCUAUGCAAUAUAUUGCGCAUACUAUUGACUCAACUUCAGUCUCACCCUAAUGAACCAAGUAACUUCAGGCGAGCGCUGAAGGCGACGUUUGUGUUGAUUCCACUGUUCGGAGGUCAGUUGUUCGUUACACUUUACAGAGUUCCUCCCGGGAAUCCAGGGGCUGUGGAGUAUGAAAAGUUUACCGUUUUUAUUAUCAACUCACAGGGCUUCUUCGUUGCGCUGAUUUUCUGCUUCUGCAACAGCGAGGUUCUGUCCCACUUAAGAAAGAGCUUCACAAGACUGAAGAUUAUCAGAUCUCGACUGGACCUUCCCAGGGGCACUACCAUGGCGACUAGCCUCAACUACAUCCAUCCCCAUUGUAAGGACGAGUCCCACGAGACGGAUAACGGGACGUACGUCUUUAACGACAGCCCGAGGUCAAGCCCGUCCCCAAAGAGAGACAAGAUCCCUAUGGAAACGUACGACAGAAACUACUUGUACACAUCGGUGUCCCCACAGCUGGGACCCAGAUACAUGAAGAAUUCCAAGGUGUGACAUUGGUGCCACACUGUUCUACCAAAAUUAAUGCUGUAGUGGUUUUCAGCGCUUCAUCGUCAUCGUGUGCGUGGAGCUUCCUCCUUUUGCGUCAAAACCAUAUUGGAAAUGUCUUUUGAGAUUCAAAGGUUUUAUUUAUCGUUUAAUAAGGACAACAUGAUAUAGUCUGAAACUUGGAUAGAGGAUCUCUGAUAUUCGUCUCAUCAUGGUACGUGACUAUUUGUUGGAGGUACGACACUAUGUUAUAGCUUCAUUGUUGCUUCAGAGCCAUAUUGGAAAUAUCAUUUGACUCAAAAGUUUUAUUCAUCGUUUAAUAAGAACAACAUGAAUUAGUCUGAAACUUGGAUAUAUGAUCUUUGAUAUUCGUCUCAUCAUGGUACGAGACUAUUGUUGGAGGUACACUAUGUAGGAGCUUCGUCCUUUGCUUCAGACCAAUAUUGGAAAUAUCAUUUGAGACUCCAAAGUUUUAUUCUUCGUUCAAUAAGGACAACAUGAAUUAGUCUGAAACUUGAAUACAGGAUCACUGAUAUUCGUCUCGUCUUUACCGGUGGUGGUGUGUGACUAUUUGUAGGAGGUACGACUUUGCGUGGAUCUAUUUGAGAGUGCCAGGUUUUCAGUCAAAUCAUGCCGUGUCUAAUACACGUUGAUGGUGCAAGCCAUGCAGGUAUGCUGAUUACUAGAAUGCGAAUGCUCACAAAUCAAGGAUUAUAGCCAUCGCAUCCUGGCGCGGCGAAGGGAAGCAACUCAGAUAAAUAUAAAGAGAAUAGCAUCACCUUCAUUCUGUGCCACUAGUAAUAGAAACAGUGUAUGUACAUUUCUUCGAUGUAGCGCACAGCAGUUACCAUAACAACGUGAAAGAGUGAUAAUGUCGUCCACGCGUGGGACCAUAUUAAUUUGUGCUCGAAGUAUAACAAAACCCUAGUAGUUUUGUUGUUUUGUGAAAAGGCGAAGCCCUGUAGAAUUAUAGAUGACACCUGAAAGGGUUCUAGAGCCAGGGAUCAACAAGUGCUGAAUCCUUAGACUCGUCAUUUCUGGGAAGAGGAACCAUCUUUGAAGCGAUCGGAUUACAAGGUACACGACUGUUGCGUUAAUGAACAACAACAGUUACACUGAGGAGAGGAUUAUAAACAAUAACAAAUUGUGGAGAUGUGAAUGGUCAUUGCCAAAUGUCGAACAUUGCUAGGCGUCGUGAACAACUUUGGGAUACCAACCGUAGAUAUAAUGCUCACACGGGCUAUCGGUUGUUACAAGAACACUUUCAGAAAAGAGCGAAGCUUUUAUCAACGACGACAGUUACAGCUAAAGCAAACACACAAAAUAUAUUCACGAUUCGCCGAAAAAGCAAAGAAAACAACUACAAGAACACAAAGUGUAUCCCAAUGCGUCUAAAGACAAAUCAAGAGUUAAACAAUGAACGGAGCUUGGGAGCAGCACCAACGUGAACAAAAGAGCGAUGAUCGCCCAAACAGUUUGAAACUGCAUCUUCAUAUAAGUUGUGAAAGAUAUUGAGUGUACUCCACGCAUGUGGCCAAACGGGAUACAAAACUACUAGAGGACAGGUCUGUCAAAGGCAGGUUAGAAGUGUUUCUACUUAAAAUAAUUGUGUUUUUGUUGUGGAUAUUCAACCCUGCAACUGAGAUGCGGGUUCUAAAAUACACUGGAACUGGAAAAACGCCUCAUUCAAGUAUCCACUGGAAUGUACGUUUAUGUUGUCGAAUUACAGACAAUACAAAAGAUGGAAACCGAAUGUGUGCCAAGAACUACGAGAGUGUUCAUGGAAGACCAACACAACUGCAGGUCUGCACAGGUGUGCGUCACUAUUAAAUAUUGUAGGUAACUGUACCUUGGAAUGUGAGAUGUAACGCUAUGUAAAGUACGAGCAAUGAUAGCAUUGAUUCCGUCUGUCGAUCACAGACAGAGAAGAUUGUGCGUUAUAUAAGCCUGACGUCGACAUGUACAGGGGAAUCAUUGUUUGACAUCAAAAUCAAAAGUAAGCACUAUUCCAUAAUGUCAUUCAUUAAAACAGAGGAAUCACCAGAUGAAUUAAUGAGUGAUAAUAUUUUGUAUCAUUUAGUCUACAUAUUCAUCUCCAUGAAGGUAUUUGUAAUGAUAUUAACUAUGUUUAAUCGAAUUUGACCUUCUUUGCAUGACAACUUAGAUAUCAGAUCAUCUGAAGACAAGACGCAGCCAGAAAGCAUCAGAAAAUAAAUGCCUACCGAGUGAACAACAUACACCAAUGUAUGUUGGUUACAUGAUGAUUGAAACCAAAGAAACCAAUGUCAAAUUUACCAUUUAUGUGACACCCACGACAAAAAUGUGAUGUUGUUGAACUUGGAUUGUAAUGGGAGCAAAUCUGGGAUUUGAACCUACAGCAAGCGGAUCUGGUGGCUAUGGAACACAAUGGUACUGGUAUGUUGAACAGAUUGAAUGCACACAAAGCUCAUUUCUCAUCAUUCGUGUCCGAUGGUUUAUCUGUGUACGUUGGGGUCAUUUAAAACGCUACACAAUUUACCGAAUGACACGUAUGAAGAGUAAAAUUGACAUGUAAAUAUGUAUGGUAUAUCGGGUAUGACCCAUUGACCUAUUGGUCAAAGGCGACUCAGCUUACGGAGUUACCUCCCUUAGCCGCGCCAGGUUCCGAUUGUCGUAGGCUCAAAUCUUACAUUUACCUUGAUUAUAAUCACACAUUGCCCAUGCAGUGAGUGUUACUAAGUGAUUAAACAUUAACAUAAACGACAAAAGCAACUGGGCUUCAUUUCCCAUAAAGCUGACACCCUGUGCUUUAGCUGAAAUUUCGUUCAAAUCUCACUCACUCACUCGGUAAUAUAUAACCCGAAAACUGGAAACAGACAUGAUCUAAGUUAAACUAUGAAACAAUACGUCAAAGAAUACAGGUAUAUAUAUAUUCCAAUGUUUGCUGCAUAGGCGGGUGAAAAACAUCAGGAUCUUUGAUUGUUUUUAUCAGUUGCCAGAACAAAAUGUGUUGUAUCUUAUAUCUUUUGUUUAUUGGUAAACAUAUCCACUGUCAAUAAACAGUGUAAGCAUUUUGGGCAGAAACUACAUACAUAUGUAUAAAUAAAGCAUAUAAAACAUCAGUUUGAUUCUUAUGAUCAUCUUAAUAUCAAAUGAUCAUAUUUAUAUCAUCCAGACUUAUAUGAUCAUCGAGACUCAUGAUUCAUAUAAUCAUCUGGACUCCAUGAUCUCCAUGAAUCACAUGAUAUUUUCGACGACACAUAUUUGUUUCAUUGAAUAGAGGAACACUUUUCUCUGUACAGCGAACAUCGUUUUUGUAAAACAUGUGACACAGGUAUAUCGUUCCUGAUCAUAAAUAAAAAAACCAAUCAAUUCGUGUCGGUAUCUAUACAAAUUUCUCUAUUGAUUGCAGUGCUAUAUUACCGUUAUUCUUUUCAACGUUAUCUCCUAUUUUUCAUAGGAUUGAAUUCUGGGAACUUGUGUAUUCUGUCACAACCUGGACACAUUGUUUUUCGAACCUUGUUAAUCCGGACUGUUCCUCUAACCUUGUUAAUCCGGACAAAUCAUCUCGAUCAGGACUCAUCGGUUUAAUGCGUCUCUGAAUAUGAGAAACAGUUGUGUUUAAUAAUCGCUUUAUUGAUUUUGAAAUGUCCAUAACAGUUGUGUUUAAUAAUCGCUUUAUUGAUUUUGAAAUGUCCAUAACAGUUGUGUUUAAUAAUCGCUUUAUUGAUUUUGAAAUGUCCAUAACAGUUGUGUUUAAUAAUCGCUUUAUUGAUUUUGAAAUGUCCAUAACAGUUGUGUUUAAUAAUCGCUUUAUUGAUUUUGAAAUGUCCAUAACAGUAAUCCUUCCGAAAGCAGAGAUUCCAGUCUAACGACCGGUCCUGCCUACACGGGCAUCUGUGGUGGAUGUUUUUAAUUUUGAACAAGACCAUCUUGCAGACUUAAUUAGGAAUGCUCUGGGUACAAACAAUACGUGGCUGGUAGGCUGACCCGUUCACUGGGGUCUCAUGAGCAACGUGGACGAGAAAACGUGUGCUGAAUGUGAUGUAAAUACACGUAAUUAAACAGCUAAAUGGCUUCAUCGAAUGAACGUGGUCCUUUUUGGUCUAUGAAGCAAAAUUUUAAUAUUCUUCAACCAAAAUACUACAAAUUCCCUGAAGCCCCAAGUGCACUGACAUGUGUCUGUUAGUAAUAUGGAACAUACACAGUGAACAGUUCGCUUUUCACGAGCAUGCUAUUCGUUCGCAACAGAUAUUUUUUCUGUGCUCUUAAACGAUAGGAAACUCCUGACGGUUCUUUGUCAAGAUAAAAAGGAAACAUUUGCUUCACCUCCGGCCUCGGAACUGUACAUGCAUUACCGCAGGAUUCGGUCAAACCCUAUUUUAAAUAUAUUGAAUUUGAAGUUAACAAAAUAUUGUGCAAGAAUGUGAGUAUCUAUAUAUUCAUCAUCAACCUGAAUUUGUGUUUCUUCUUAAUCAAUGCCUGCUUUUAAGCACAUCCAUGUACACGAUGUUGAAGGACAGUGUCGAUUUGUGCAAAUUGUCAUGUGCUGUUCUCAGACAUCCGGACCCCGUUUCACAAAGCUAUCAUAGCGCUGCGACUGUCGUACCUCCUAUACUGUAACAUAGGCUUACGGUUCUAGCGCUACGAUAGCGUUCUGAAACGGGACCCAGGCCUUUUACUAACGCUUCCCCUACAGUCAUGUCCCAUCAUACCAUGUCUGUCCAGGUGAAUUCAAAAUGUCCAUGAAGCCAUCUCACUCAGCCCCAUUCUACUUAACGUCGGGGAGAAGCCGAAAUUGACCAGGUCAUGGAGAUAUACGACUUCGGCGAAACCCGUGAGUUAGCAGGAUCUUACUUGGAGUAAAUCGUAGAUAUCAUAUCACUAGCAAGUGUCCAGUUCGUGCCUGAGAAAAACAGAUCAGCUUACAUGAUAUCUUUCAAACCUUUUCAUUAUUACGAAAUUCAUUAACUGUGAUUGUGGAACAUUUAGGAAAUAUUUGACGUCAUAGGUCAUUCGUACCUGUGUCACAAAUGUGAUGUAUUCGCAUCUUAAACGGGAUUAAGAAGCGAAAACGCUAUCGUGAUAUUUUCUUUAGAAUUUAUUACAUUUGUUAGAACAUUUAGAAUAUGUAUAAGGUCCUCUAUGGCGUUUUGUCCAUGUUCAUUUGUUUAUUGACGUUCAUUUCAUGUCCAUAUGUAGUCGUUUGUUAUGCUAUGAACCAGUUUUAAUGCGUUUGAUGUAAAUAAAAUAUGUUAAGGAACAACAGCGUA
Molecule: messenger RNA, 7191 nt
Organism: Haliotis rubra (blacklip abalone)
Lineage: Eukaryota; Metazoa; Mollusca; Gastropoda; Lepetellida; Haliotidae
Product: calcitonin gene-related peptide type 1 receptor-like
Exons: 13
Coding region: 290-1945 (551 amino acids)
Biological process (GO): cell surface receptor signaling pathway; adenylate cyclase-modulating G protein-coupled receptor signaling pathway
Cellular component (GO): plasma membrane
Molecular function (GO): G protein-coupled peptide receptor activity
Source: RefSeq, a predicted model, not a curated record